This is a messenger RNA of Acanthosepion pharaonis, 591 nucleotides long. Lineage: Eukaryota; Metazoa; Mollusca; Cephalopoda; Sepiida; Sepiidae. The record is from the annotation of a GenBank genome assembly.
AUGUUUCACUUUGAUUUAAAUAGUAGUAGUAGUAGUAGUAUUGUUUUAACUCUUUCUUCCGUUGGCCAACUAUCUGUCACUCUCUCUCACUCUCUUAUCUAUCUAUCUAUCUAUCUAUCUAUCUAUCUAUCUAUCUAUCUAUCAAUAUAUUAUAUAUAUAUAAUAUUUCUCGUUCGGUACACUAUCCCUCCUACUCUUUUUCUUUUUUAUUUCUCCUUCUUCUUCUACACCAACACCUCCUCCUCUUUCACCGAUUUCCUCUGUAUUAUCAUUCAUCAUAAUAUUCCUAUUAUUCGACAGUAUGCUAAAUUACUUCUAAAAUGUUCAUCGGUAUAUCCUAACUGCUGCAGCCAUUAUAAAAUCUUCUUUUGUCUUCUUCUUCUUCUUCUUCUUCUUCUUCUUCUUCUUCUUCUUCUUCUUCAACUUCUUUCCAUCAUACAACGUUCACUUUUUCGGAUUGUAUAUCUUCUAAUCUUUCUUGAUUUUCUUCUUUUACUUCUUCCUUUUCUUCUUCAUUUUUGCGUUUUACGUCAUUCAACUUUCAUUUUUCGCUAUGUCAUCCUAUUCUUUGUCUCAUUGUACAGAUUCUAA